GUUAAUAAAAAAUAAUUAUUCAUUCCGAAUAGCCAUUUGCUGGAGAACGUAAAUAAAAGACGCAGUCAUAUUUAUACAUUCUACUAUCACUAUCAGGAAGGGUUUAACAGCGAUUUUUCUGCCAUCUGCUCUGGAAUACAUACACCUACAGAGGCUGGAAAAAUAAGAAAGGAGCGCGGUUUGAUUGAUUGAGGCUUUGAAAACUGAAGUUCUAUAUGGAAAUGGCUUCGAGUGACGGGGCAUCAGUAGAACUGGUUAGUGGUGAUGUUCCUCCUAGAAGUGGCAGAAAAGGAAAGAGGCAUCUAGUAUGUGAUGCUGACGUGCAACCUACUCCAAAGAAAGUAUACAAUCUAAGGAACAGGAAAUCCAAGGUUUCUGAGGAAGAGGUUGCUACCAGUACUCCCAUCAGCAGCCAAAGAACAGGAAAGAGGUUAGCAGAGUCCGACUCUGGCUUUCAUGUUAGUUCAAAGAAGUCAUAUUAUUCAAGGAGGAAGACAUCUACCUUUUCUGACGAAGAGGUUUUAAAAGAUUCCCAAGAAGGAAAAGAAUUUGUGAAUGAAGAAAUUGAAGAUAUGAAAGAGAGUGUGGAAAUGGAUACAAAUGGCUUUGAAGAGUUCAUGGGAGAUAUGGGUUCUAAGAAAAGAAAAGAAAGUAUGAAGAAUGAUGUUGAAAAUGUGGAAGAUGCCUUGGCAAUGAGUACAAGGGUAUCUGAAGAAAAAGGUUCUAAGAAAAGAAAAGAAAGUAUGAAGAACGCUGUUAAAAAUGUGGAAAGUGCCUUGGCAAUGAGUACAAGGGUAUCUGAAGAAAAAGCUGAAGGAGAAGUGGGAAUUCAGAGAGGAACAGAAAAUAUUGAUGGAGAAUCACAAAAUGUGGAAGAGACUUUGGAAAUGAGUACAAAGGCAUCUGCUGUGAAUGAUGAGGGGCAGUUGGUUUCUGAAGAAGAGAAACAAAGCGUUGAUGAAGAAAUUGAAGAUAUUAAAGAAAAUUUAGAAGUCACUAUCACUGAUGAAGAAACCAAGGAAGGGUUGGUUUCCGAAGAAGAGAAACAAAGCGUUGUUGAAGAAAUUGAAGAUAUUAAAGAAAAUUUAGAAGUCACUAUCACUGAUGAAGAAACCAAGGAAGGGUUGGUUUCUGAAGAAGAGAAACAAAGCAUUGAUGAAGAAAUUGAAGAUAUUAAAGAAAAUUUAGAAGUCACUAUCACUGAUGAAGAAACCAAGGAAGGGUUGGUUUCUGAAGAAGAGAAACAAAGCGUUGAUGAAGAAAUUGUAGAUAUUAAAGAAAAUUUAGAAGUCACUAUCACUGAUGAAGAAACCAAGGAAGGGUUGGUUUCUGAAGAAGAGAAACAAAGCGUUGAUGAAGAAAUUGUAGAUAUUAAAGAAAAUUUAGAAGUCACUAUCACUGAUGAAGAAACCAAGGAAGGGUUGGUUUCUGAAGAAGAGAAACAAAGCGUUGAUGAAGAAAUUGAAGAUAUUAAAGAAAUUUUAGAAGUCACUAUCACUGAUGAAGAAACCAAGGAAGGGUUGGGAAUUCAAAAAGGAACAGAAAGUAUUGAUGGGAAAUUGCAAAACUUUGAAGAGACUUUGGAAAUGAGCGCAAAGGCAUGUGCUGUGAAUGAUGAGGGGCAGUUGUUGAAGGUUUCUGAAGAAGAGAAACACAGCGUUGAUGAAGAAAUUAAAGAUAUUAAAGAAAAUUUAAAAGUCACUAUCACUGUUGACGAAACCAAGGAAGAGUUGGUUUCUAAAGAAGAGAAGCAAAGUGUCCCUGAAGAAACUAAAGAUAUGAAAGAGAACUUAGAAGUCACUACAAAUAUCACUGUUGAAGAAACCAAGGAAGAGUUGGGUCCUCAAAUUGCAAAAGAGAGCAUGCAUGAGGAGAUUGAAGCAUUGAAAGAGACAUUGGAAAUGAGCACAAGGGAAUCUUUUAAAAAAAUUGAGGGGGAGAUGGGUAUACUAACAGAAAAAGAAUCACUGGAAGAGGAAGUUGAGGAUACAAAGGAGAUUUUCGAAAUGGGCUUAAGUGUAUCUAUUCAAAAUGUGGAGGGAGAGUCGAGUCCUCCAAAAGAGCAAGUGAACAUGGACGAGGAAGUUGAAACUUUGAAGGAGAAUCUGGAAAAGGGAACAAAAGUAUCUGUUGAAGAAGCUGAGGGAAUGUUGGCUUCUCAUGAAGGAGGAGGUACUGAUGAAGAAGUGAAAGAUGCAGUAGAGUCUUGGGAAGUGAGCAGAAGUGGGUGCACAACAGAUUCUCAAGAAAAGACAGAAGAUGAAGUCAUAUCUGCAAAAGAGACUCUAGAAGCAAGAAAAACGUUGUUUGAUGAAGCAGCUAAGGAAUAUCAGUUUUUUGCACCUGUUCCGAAGACACUAGUGGCUAUUCGAAGUAAGAUUCUGUUUAUGGGAAAUCUGCCUUACUCCAUCAACCAGCACAAUGUGUUGGAGUUUUUUGAAGAUGUUGGUCAUGUGAGUGAUAUUCGAAUGGCUAAGAAUGCUGAUGGUUCUAUGAAAGGCUUUUGUCAUGUUACAUUUGCAACAGAAGCAGCAGCUGUAAAGGCGUUGGAGAAAAAUGGUGAAAUGUUUUAUAAUCGGAAUGUUAAAUUGGAUUUAGCAGAAAAGCUUAGCAACAAGCAUGUGCUGGAUUCAACUGUUCUUGUUAGGGGAUUACAAAGGAGCCAACAGGAGGAGGAUAUUCGGAAAAGCUUGAUGAAGCAUUUUGAGGAUUGUGGAAACAUCAAAGAUAUCCGUGUUCCGAAUGACAUCCAAGCAGGAGACUCUAGGAGGGUUGCGUUUAUUAAAUUUGAAGACAGCGAAGCAGUUUCAAAGGCUGUAAAACUUUGUGGAUCAGAAUUGGGUGAUGCUAAACUGUUUGUUAAGGAAGUUGGUCGGAGUAGAUUUCGCAGAAAGUCUUCAAAUACUAAAAGAAGAAAUUCCAGAAGGCAAGUGACCAAGGAAAACGACCAGUGAAGGAGAUGAUGUUUGCAGCUGUUCAAUGCUCUUGCUGUAUAUGUAUUUUAUUUUUGGUGGUGCACAUCUGAGAUUUUUAUUUAGCAGUCGUCUUAGAGAAUUUUUUGGUCUCUUUUCUUGACAAUUGACCUAGUUUUUACAAUGUUUUAAAAUUUCGAUUUCUGAACGAGCAAAUUUUGUAGAAGAAUGCAGUCAAGGUUUUUUGUAUCACGGACAUAUAUUAUUAUAUUCACCAAUUUUGCAAGUAUUUUCAGUAAA
Molecule: messenger RNA, 3212 nt
Organism: Cryptomeria japonica (Japanese cedar)
Lineage: Eukaryota; Viridiplantae; Streptophyta; Pinopsida; Cupressales; Cupressaceae
Product: nucleolin 2
Exons: 31
Coding region: 216-2954 (912 amino acids)
Cellular component (GO): cytoplasm; ribonucleoprotein complex; nucleus
Molecular function (GO): mRNA binding
Source: RefSeq, a predicted model, not a curated record